This is a messenger RNA of Peniophora sp. CBMAI 1063, 1725 nucleotides long. Lineage: Eukaryota; Fungi; Basidiomycota; Agaricomycetes; Russulales; Peniophoraceae. The record is from the annotation of a GenBank genome assembly.
AUGGACUCCUCAGACAGCUCCGAGUGUGCUCCUGGUGUGCUGGAUACCCUGCGUCCUGCGUGGGCGGAUUACCCGCCAUUCUCAAGUUCAGACCCCGCUGACGCGUCGGACGCGUCGGACUCGGACACCUCGUCUAUCUUGACGCAUGUCAGCCAUACCUACGGCGACGAAGAUAUGGAUGCGCUCAUCAGAGAGAAACCCAUGGAGAUGCUGGAGAAUUUGCGAGUGCUUAGUGCUCAACGCGUACACCGAGGUCCGAACGAGGAACUUCGCAAAGUGGCCAACACGUUUGCGCGCGUUGCGGAGAAAUGCAUGAAUACAAACUCGGAGGAUGCCACGUUACCGGAAUCGAGGGAGAUGAAGAAGAUGUGGCGCGACAUUGUCAAGCUUGGACUGAUGGACUACCUGGAGGAUGUUGUGAAAGGGGAUACACUAUUCGACGAGAACCCUAUCUGGGUUAACUAUAUACUUAUACUCGUCGACGGUGUACGGCACUGUGUCACCAAGUCCUCCAAUGCCCUCGAUAUCGACCAGUACCUUCGUCUCUUCGGCAAUCUCUGCCAAAACGCCUACAUUCAUCGCAUGAUCUUCGUCGAAGGGAACCACAUCGUCGACCGCUAUGCUCCCGACUACGCUCAGAAACUUCGUCUACGUAUGAACCGCAUUCUCUGUCUCUCCCUCGGCAAACCUCUCGACCUCCUCAAAGGCCGCCGUCUGGCCGAUCUGGAAGACUAUAAGCACCUGCACAGAUUGCUGUUGCAUAAUUGGUAUUACCGUGCGGACGACGAUGGAUGGGAAGUUCAUAUCCAGCUUACGUUUGCUUUCGCCGUACUGGAGUCGCCCAAUGCGGAGUCGACGGUCGAGGAUUACGAAAGCUUCGCCGACGAGAUUAUCUAUGCGCUCGGCGCGCGGCAAUUCUUGGAGAGCUUGAGUAAGAUGGUGAGGGAUAAGGAGGUUCCGCCAUUGAUACUCGGGAGGGAUCUGUUGUUUGUGAAGUAUAUUGUGCCGUGGAAGCCUUUUCAUCCGCAUUAUUGUUCGUCGGGGUUCUUUGAGGCCGUAAGGGAGGCCCUGGAUCGAUAUAUGUGCAUGGGCGCGUCGCUCAAGAAUGAGUGGCAGGUGUAUGAGCCGACUUUGUUAUUGCUCACAGAGAUCAUUCGGAGAGCGCCAGUGGGAGAGGGUGCUGGUCCGCUCAUCAAGCGAUUUGACGUUAUAGAGCUCAUUGCAUGCUCGUCCAUAUGUUAUGCCCAGCUUGCGACCGUGGAAGACACUAACACGGCAUGUGUGGAAGCUAUACAGGUGUUCACGGCUAGUGCACAUACCUUGGCACUCUAUUCGAACAAGAACGUACUCAAGAAGGUGUUCAAGAAGAACCUAAAGGAUGAGUGGUAUGCGACGCUCAAGACGCUCCGGGAUAUGCCCGCGCGCGGACAAGCUGCUUCACGCCGGCGUACUGCUAGAUUGGCGGCGAUGUGGCUUGAACUUGGGCUGGCCGUUGGACUGGAUGAAGAUGAAGAGAGAGAGCUGUAUGAGAAGGAGAUGCGUAAGGCAGCGCAGAAGUGUGCUUGGAAGGAAUGCGAGUAUUACAGGAGGAAGCCGCCAAGGCCUACGAGUCGCUGUGUGGGUUGUGGCGAUGUGAGGUAUUGUAGCCGGGCAUGUCAGAGGAGGCAUUGGAAAGCGGAGCACCAAGCGCAUUGCGGGAACAGGCUGAAGGAUGGGCCCAAGUAG